Closterium sp. NIES-67 is the source of this 2102-nucleotide messenger RNA. The record is from the annotation of a GenBank genome assembly. NCBI's taxonomy places the organism in Eukaryota, Viridiplantae, Streptophyta, Zygnematophyceae, Desmidiales, Closteriaceae.
CGCCAGCACGCUCCAGCACCCCAAGGAUUCCAAUACAGAACCUUCCCUUCCCACACGCUCCAUGCGGCAGACCCGUCUGCAAGCUUCGCGUGUUGCGCAGUGCAUAGCUGCCUGACCAUUCCAGCUUCACUCUAGUUCGUCUCGUCUCUGGAUCGCCAGUGGGGAGAGGCGAUGGCCGUACGAGGCAUGGAGUUGACGUUGGUGAACGGCACGGUGCUGAGGAUGCAUCUCGAGGAGACGGCGGGAGGGGUGAGGGAGCGAGUGGCGGAGUUGGAGGCGAGGCUGAGGGAGCAAGGCGAGGCCAUGGCGGCUGUCAAGCACGAGCUGGCCGAAAUGCGCCGCGUCAUGGCGCACUUGACGGGCACGGAGGCGGCGGGCGCUGGGGAGAAUGGGCGAGCGGGGCACGGCGGAUCAGGCGUAGGGGGUGCCUCAAGGGAGGUAAGCCUAGGGCAGGGCUCUGGAGCGGAUUAGAACCGAUGGCUCUAUGGCCGCGGAGAGAAUUGUAACGGAGCGGGUGAAGGGCGUUCGAGACGAGCUCCUGUCGCGAAUGGGGGUUUUGAAGGGGCAGGUUUUGCAGGCGGCGCAGAGGGAGGCGAGGCACGCGGUGAGCGAGCUGAAGGCGGAAACGAAGACCGAAAUGAAGACCGAAAUGGCAGACAUGAUCGGGGCGGAGAUGCGAGAGGUUAAGGAGGACGUGGAACACUUGCAGGAGGACAUGGAGGAGUUGGAGGAGAAACGGGGAGCGUUGGCGGAGAGGAUCGGCAGAUUGGAGGCUGCUGUGGAAGGGGGCAUCGACGCUGGCGAGAAGGCGGCACGGAGGCAGGCGGAAUCUGUGAGGGCUGCUACGACGGAGGCAGAAAAGAGGUUGGUGGCAGUGAUAGGGAAGGUGACGGUGUCGGUGGCGCGCUGUAACGCGGCCAUUCAGCAGUGGCGGAAUGAGAGGCGGAGCGAGCGAAACGGGGGUGGGAGAGCCGAGGGCGAGCAGUGUGCAGGGUCAGAGCAGAGCGAGAAGAGGAAGCGGAGGAGGAAGGAGGCAGGGGACGCGGGUGAUGUGACGUCGGAUGUGGCUUCUAGGGACGGCGCUCUCCUGGGGUGUACCUGCGACCUUGCAGGGACAGAUUGGAAGGCGAUGGAGGGAGGAGAAGGGGAGGAGCCGGUGCAGGACGUGAGGAAUGCAGUGACGGCGGGCGCAAUGAGGGAGGCUGCUGAGAGGCGGGAUAUGGAGAGUCAAGUGCGUGCGCUGCGAGAGGAGGUGCAAGCAAUGCAAGGGAGAGUGGCUCACCUCGAAGAGAUGAGUGGUGAAGGGGAGAAGAUAUGGGAGGUACUGGUCAGAGUGUGGAGCAGAGCUGUACCGCAAGACUCCUACCUUCCGCUCACCAGCAUCUCCUUCAUCACAGACUCCGUCCUCUCUCAGCUCGCUUCCUCGCACCACCUCACGGCCAUCAGCCUCAAAGGCUCUACAGGCUUCACAGCAGCAGGAAUUCAAGGGUUGCACUCGCUGCCACGCCUGUCCUGGCUGAGUCUGGAAGACACCCACACCAUGGACGCUGCUCUCGGCAGCAUCACCCGCCUCGCCACGCUCACCAACCUUGUUCUGAGCAACACCGACAUCACCGAUGCUGGGAUAGCGCAGCUGCAGGGGUUGUCGGCCCUCCAGGCGCUGCGCAUCUCUGGCUGUGCGUCGGUUACAUCUGCUGGCAUGGUGCACGUUGGGGCACUGACAGCUCUUGAGUGCCUCACACUGCAUUCCAGUGGAGUGAGGGAGGAGGGAUUGCAGCAUCUGACUGGGCUCACAAGCCUGAAGCUCCUCACCUUGCCUCCAAGAGUGACUGAUUCUGGCCUGAGGCACCUGAGGAACAUGCAACAGCUGGAGAAGCUGGGGCUGUGGAAUGCUGUCAUCACUGCUGAGGGCGUCAGGUGGCUCAGGCGGCUCCAUCGUUUGGAGGACGUUGCAGCGCCAGGCGUGGAUGAUGUGGUUCUAGGAUGGAUUAGGGGCAUUCUCCCUAGAGUGAAGCUGGUUACAGUCCUAGGGUAUUGGAAUCAGCAGCAUGCCUCCAGGAAUUGAGCUGAUGUAGUAGGCGUCAUUGAGUGAAACACGAAAC